Magnolia sinica is the source of this 3348-nucleotide messenger RNA. RefSeq lists its product as uncharacterized. The transcript has 5 exons. Lineage: Eukaryota; Viridiplantae; Streptophyta; Magnoliopsida; Magnoliales; Magnoliaceae. The record is from RefSeq and is a predicted model, not a curated record. Gene Ontology annotation, biological process: regulation of photomorphogenesis. The coding region runs from base 464 to 2863 and encodes 799 amino acids.
GUUGAUGUUAGUAUUUCUUUGAAUUUCACUGGCAUGCUUUUUCUCUGUUUGAAAAUUGCUCUUGUGAAUUAUGAUACAAGCUCAAGUGCAAUCUUUAAAUUACACAUGGCAGAUGUGUGAUGUUUGAGGAUCGUGGGUCUGGUGGUCCAUCACAUGGAUGGGCAGAGCCCCAAUAUGGAAGUGAUUGGUUAUCCUAACAAUCUAAUCUUUAUGAAGGGGGUUUCUUUUGACAGUGGCUGUUGCUAAUCUUUUUCUUUGUUUUGUGCAUCCGUCCAUUUUGAGAUCAUUGCUCUGAUGGUUCACAUAGUUCAAGCACGUUAGUUUUCUAUCUACAGCCCAUACACAUGAUAGCCUGCAAUGCAGUGAUUCUGAUCAUCAUGUUAGAGAUGUUUUGCAACUACCCGCUUGUGGCGUAAGCAAUAUUGCAGAAGAGAACUGACUGUUGCUUGGCAAACUGGAAUCAAUGCACCCUUACCAGUCGCAGUGGAUGGCCCAUUGGAUGCGGACAAGCUGUAGUUCUUCAUCAUCACAGGUUCAUGGGCAUUGUACCAUUCGUGAUGAGUGCAAUGAAGAAGAUCGAGAUGCUAAACGAGGGUGGUUGACCAUUCAAAAUGCAGAACAUAUGAAUGAAAGGGGUGUGGGCGAUAUUUCUAAAUCCAACAAUAUAUGGAGAUGCAUACAAGGGGGCUUAGAGGUAGCAUCUGAAGGUCCCCAAUUUGCAAAAGAGGUGGUAACUGAAACCAGAAAAAUUGAGAUCACAAAUGAAUCGCUGAUGACAAACUCAAAAAAAGUAGUCUCUCCUAAUUGGAAAGCGACGCAAUUGGAUUCCUUAUCUAUUCGCAAGCAAUCUGGAUCUUCUGUGGAUCUGGAAAAUUCCAAGACAUUUACCCUUCCAUACAUAACAGGUACACGAUCAGAAAGGUGGGCCAUUCCAAAGUUUGACUUGAACCAAAAAAUGGAGAUGCUUGAGAACACAGAUAUGGCUAUCUGCAACAGAGAACCUUCUAGGCCUCAAAUUGAUGUCGAAUCAAGAUAUGUGAGUGUAGAUGUUGGCACAAGCCGAUCCCAUUUAGUGCCUGUAGCAUUAACCCAACCUCCAAGUGAUGUAGGAUUUGUGUCAAAAGAACAUCAUCACGAAGCAGAAGGUAUAACACAAACUCGUCGGCAGCAGAUGAAACCAUAUAAUUUUCUUGACGGAAAAGCCUCACUAGUUUUGGGGCCUUGGCAGGACGAUUUUAUAGGAUUGACUUCCAAUUCUGCACUACAUGGAUUUAAAUCCAUUGAACAAAAUAUGAAGUGCUGUACAAGUAGACAAGGAAAAAAGGAUAAUCUUGCAAAUGAUUGUUUCAUUCAAAUGGAGCAUGAACUCGGUAACUCCUGCGGCCAUUCUACUUUUUUGGCUUAUGAUACGAAAAUGGGCAAAAGAUUUAAUUCUAAUAGUUCUGGAAGUCUAUUUUCAGGGGAGAAAGAUCGGGCCCAGAAAAUUAACGGGGAUCCUUUAAAAGGUGAUUUCCAUUUCCCAAUCCUUGUUGAGGAACAGGAUAGAAGCAUUAAAAAUCAGUCUUUUACUGGAUCACUUCCAGGCCACAGCACUACUUCUCAAGGGAUAACUGCGUUGGAAGAUUCAAAAUGCGGGCAUCACUUGUUACAUAGAAUGCCGACAUGCCCCCUUCAUGACGUGGACAUGUCGAGAAUAUGUACCACUGCGGAGGAAGCAGCAGGAGGCCCACCAAAGUUCUCGAAGGCAACCCAUCAUCCGUUGAUUAUGAAGAAAACUGAUGUCAACUUGUUCAAGGGAGAAAAGGUGCUCACAGAGUCGAUGGUGUCUACUCAAUCCAAAGGAAACAGUUCCAGUGAAAUUCUUGGGCUGCCUCCUAUCUUCCCUUGCUAUGAUAAGCAAGAAGCAUUGUCUCGAUAUUGCGGGAAUUUGAUCAAUUGUGAAGGCAGGGAUGAUGGGAAUGCUGCCAAUAUCGGUUUUUCAUGCAUACAAAAUGAAUCCUCAGCUGAAACUGAUACCAUGCCUUUUGAUGCUUAUCAAUCAAGAAACUCUCCUGCAGGGGUGACUUCUUCCCAAUUGCAUAAGGGUGUGAUGAUGGGCCGAAAUACAGGAAAGUCUCAGGAAUCAUUGUGUUCUCCAAGCAAAGAAGCAGGAAUCAAAUGUGCAGAAUCUGAUAUACCUGAUAUGAAUGAAGCGAUUUCCAUCAAUUUAGUUCAAGCGGACCAUGUGGACAACAGGGAGUUGAGCUCAUCGAGGACUGAGAGCUUGGAUGUUGAACACCUUCUUUCCCAUUUGGAGCAGCCCGGGAAUUCAAAUAUCAGUCCCCAGCAAUGUGGAGCACUAGAACUGGAUCCAAGCAGCAGAUGGGUUAAGCGUCUUAGAUCGAGUACCUCAGAUUCUCUUGCCUUUGGUACAAAGAGCUUAAAAAUAGGAGACACAUCAUCCAGGGAAAAAGUAAACAAACUGUUUUGCAGAAUAAUUAAUAACAGCAAAACAAACUCUGAACCCACAUCGGGUAAAUGUCUUGGGAGGGGCUCAUCUCUGCCAUCAGACAAGGCCAUGGUGUUAUUGAGAAAUAGAGAGUCUUCUUCAGCAGAUUCAGUGAAGGACCAUCUGGAUCUAAGCGCAUCAUAUUCUUGGAUCCAGAGAUGGUGUCGGAAUCGAGAAGGGAGGCCCCAAGAGUUACCCAAAUCACAGGUGGUGUGCAAGCCAGACAGUUCAAAGGCAGUGUUGAAAGAGUUUCGAGGUAAGCAAUUUCCGAGCAUUGCGGCAAUGGCUUUGAUGAGGAAGGCAGUGAACAAUUUCCAUCCAUGCGAGUUCAGGAAAAAGGGGUCUUUCGUGGUUUGGAAUUCUGAUGGGUUUUGAGAAUUUUGAGUACUCUAAUGCUGAGUAUAGACUGGUGAGAGAUGACCAGUUGAGUUUUCACUUAAACUCACUGAUGGUGGAAGAGGUAUUGAUGUGAAAACUUGAAUCGCAUUGUCGGUGAGAUUGGUCAUUAGACAAGAAGAAGACACGCUACUGCAAUUCAUCGAUGAGAAAAUCGGAAAUCGGGGUUGGGAGGUUUCAGUGCUCAGGUCCUGCAUUGGUAUUUAUCCUAGCUCUUCCAUUUUUAUUCUUGAAUUUCUCAAUUGUGGACACGAUUCUAGAUUUCCUUUCUUGGUCACAUUUCAAAAAUUCACACUUCUAACUCCCAGCCUUCGAAUGCUGAUAAAAAGAAAAUCCCCAUCUUCAAAUUCCUUGCAUUGCUUCUUUUGGGUACAUUUCAACUUUCUGGUUUGUUGCCUUUAAAAGCACAGUAAAUAAUCUAUAAAUUAUACAAAUUGAGCUGCCAAGCUAGAUGCAUUUGGUUA